This is a messenger RNA of Naegleria fowleri, 1887 nucleotides long. RefSeq lists its product as uncharacterized. The record is from RefSeq and is a predicted model, not a curated record. The coding region runs from base 1 to 1887 and encodes 628 amino acids. Gene Ontology annotation, cellular component: cytoplasm; Ino80 complex. The transcript has a single exon. NCBI's taxonomy places the organism in Eukaryota, Heterolobosea, Eutetramitea, Acrasida, Naegleriidae. Gene Ontology annotation, biological process: regulation of DNA-templated transcription.
AUGGAUACAUAUUUUGAAACCGUUGAAGAGGACGAAAAUUCUCAUACCAUAGAUAAAAUUCAUAGCGUUCCGAAUAUAAAGAAUGUCAAAAAGCCUCUCGGGAUUAUCAUAGAUAACGGAAGUUAUCGGUGUAGAGCAGGAUGGUCCACCGAAGAGAAUCCAAUGAUCAGCUUCCGUCCUCUCUGCGCUAAAUUGAAGGCUAACGAAGUGAAAAAUCUUGAUUUUGUUUCUGAUGAUGAUACACUAGUUUUACAGAAUGGUGGAUAUCUAGUUGGAAAUGAUCUUCAUCCUUUUGAUUAUUUACGAUACGGUGCAAAAUCACCUUUUGAUAAUGACAUUGUUACAAAUUUUGAGUAUUUUGAACAAGUCAUGGAUUAUGUGUUUUAUAAGCUAGGAUUGGCAUCAUCAAAGAACAUAUCACUAUCAGAAAUACCAUUGGUGUUUACAGAACCAAUUUUAAACCCUGCUUUUUCUCGACAAUCCACACUUGAAAUACUAUUUGAAAGCUAUGGAAUACCAUCUAUUAAUCUUUCAAUUGACGCACUUCUGAGCUUAAAACAAACUCUUUCUGAAAACAAUAUUUCUAUGGAUAACACCAAUGCUCUUAUCGUUAGGUCUGGUUUUCAUUCAACGCAUGUUAUUCCUAUUUUAGAUGGUGUGACUCAAUGGAAUUCUUGUAAGAGAUUGAACAUUGGAGGUUUUCAUGCAACAGAUUUGAUGCUAAAAACAAUGCAAUUGAAGUAUCCAAACAUUUCAACAGAAACAACAAAAUAUUUCAUCCCUAUUUAUGAAGCUCUUGGGAUCCCAUCUCUAUCUGUUAUCAAAGCAGAAUAUUUGAAGGAAAAAUAUUGUUAUCUUUCUCAAGAUUAUACGCACGAACUGCAAUUGAUGGCAGAAAAUCAAGAAUAUUACAAUAGCCACACAGUCCGAGUUUUCAACAAUAAGCAUCAAUAUGAGUCCUUCAUAACAACACGAGAUACUCCUUCUACAAAUACUUCAGAUACAUCUUCAGAACUGCAAAUACCUGAAUUCAAAACUUUGAGUGCCUGUGAAAAAUGGCUUACUGAAAAACGAGAGGAAUUACAACAGCUUCACUUUAAAUUGCAAAAAAUGCAAUUUACGCUUUCUUCUCAAACAAAGGAUCAUACUUUAAAAAGUAAGAGAUCGGCUGCCUCGGUGCAACGUCAAAAAUCAAAAAUUGCUGCUGAAAUCCACGACGCUGAAGAUGAAACGUUUGAGGAUUGGAGUUUGUAUGAUGGGUUACAAAAAUCUAAAAAGAAGAAAAAGAAAAAGUCAACAAAAGAAGACGUUGUUGACUCUAAACAAGUCAAAAAAGUUUCUAGACAAGUGGAUGACUUGAGGAAAUUAAUUCAGGAAACAGAGCUUAAAUAUUUUGGAGAAAAGAAGACAGAGUACUUGAAAGAUCACUUUGUAAAACAAUACAAGAGGAACACUUCGGAUCCUUUAGACAAUACAGGAAUAAGGUUGACAGUAGAGAGAAUCAGAAUACCAGAAAUAAUUUUCCAACCUCACAUGGCUAACAAGGAUCAAAUUGGCCUCUCAGAAAUAAUAGAAAACACUCUCCAGGAAUUCAAUUCUAGCCAACGUGCAGCCAUGAUUCGAAAUAUUUUCAUUUGUGGAGGAAAUACUUUAUUUAAGGGAUUUGAUGAACGAAUUGAAAGCGAGGUUAGAAAAGUUUCUCCUGUUGGAUCAGAAAUUAGAGUCAUUCAUGAAAGCAAUUUUGAUACAUCUGCAUGGAAAGGCGGUCGUUCGUUACUUAUCGAUAGCUCAGAAAAUGACUCCUAUUGGAUGAAAUUAAGUGAUUAUCAGGAGCAAGGUGCUGAAAGGAUUGCUCUCAAACAACACCCAUUCUCGAACAUUGUAUAA